This is a messenger RNA of Carya illinoinensis, 1182 nucleotides long. RefSeq names its product protein IQ-DOMAIN 10. The transcript is spliced from 5 exons. NCBI's taxonomy places the organism in Eukaryota, Viridiplantae, Streptophyta, Magnoliopsida, Fagales, Juglandaceae. Bases 185 to 886 code for a protein of 233 amino acids. The record is from RefSeq and is a predicted model, not a curated record.
UCUAUGAAACUACACAUAAACUUUCCCAGAACACCUCCCAAGGCCAUAUGUUUGCCUCUUCUCUGGUGUGCACCCCUUCAACCAGCCACCUUUACUUCCCAUUUCUUGUCAUUGAAUGUUAAAUUCUUUUUUUUUAGGUCUGCAUUGGGCUUAGUUCCCAUCAUCUGCAACAGGAUCAAUACCAAUGGGUUCGGGAGGCUGGUUUAGGUCAAUCAUUUGCAUAAAAGGAAGGAAGGAACACAGAUCAAGGCAAGCAAAGGCAAGAAAAAAAUUGUGCCAGCUGAAGGAUACAGCGAGAUUUCAGAGCCUUACUCAGGAUCACACAUAUAUGAAGCAAGCAUCAACUGCCUUGAGCUAUACACAUUCAUGGUGUAGAAUACAGGACCAAAUCAGAACUCGCAGACUCCGUAUGGUACAAGAAGGCCGAAUUCGGCAAAAGAAUUCGGAAAAUCAGUUAAAACUUGAAGCUAAGCUUCAUGAGCUGGAGGUGGAAUGGUGCAGUGGCUCUAAAACCAUGGAGGAAAUCCUUUCCAGGAUACAACAGCGAGAAGCAGCAGCAAUUAAGCGAGAGCGAACCAUGGCAUAUGCAUUCUCUCAUCAGUGGAGAGCCAACUCCAGCCAAUAUCUUGGUCAGGCUUCUUACAGCAUUGGCAAGGAAAAGUGGCGUUGGAGCUGGAUGGACCGCUGGAUUGCUGCUCGCCCUUGGGAGGUCCGGGUUCAUUCACGUUCUUCCGAUUCAAAAAAAGCGCAGACCAAGCAAAGCACAACAUAUCAUGUCGCCAAGCAGCCAGAGAGAAAAAUAUCAGUUUCAGUUAAACCCGCUAUUUCAAAUGGGAAAGGAACCGCGAAAGCAAAAGACAGUGUGCAGACAACGGCUGGAAGAUAAGCUACCAUUGAAUCAACAUAUGUUGGUCUGAAAAACUUUCAGGCACGCGGCUCAGGUUGCAGCUUUACCAAUUAGUCGCACGAAUUGGUUAUGAUUCUUGUAUAUUUGUGUGCUUAAUUUGCCGGUUCGGAUUCAGAGUGAAUUAUCUCCUGGUGUGUAAGAUAAGAUAGCAGACUUAUAUUCUAGAUUGUCAACAUCGUUACUUUAAAUACAAUCUAUAGGUCAUAUUAAAAUGCAUGUAUAAACUAUUGUGAUGUAUUGUAUCUGGUGAAGGAAAAUUCUCAACUCUAUUAUCA